AUGAGUAAGAAAAAUCCUGGUGAUCCUCGUGUGAAAAAGAACGCAUUUGUUCAUAAACUAUAUACUAUGUUGCAUGAUCCAGCGUUGAGUCAUUUGAUUUGGUGGACCAACAGGAAUGGAGAACAAAACACGUUUGCUUUAUGUCCAGGAAAAGAAUUUGCCGAUUGUCUAACACAGUAUUUUAAACACGGCAAUGUUGCUAGUUUUGUUCGACAACUUCACAUGUAUGGGUUCCAUAAAGUGAGUGAUCCUUUGCCCAUUACAUAUCCUCCAAAUGGUAAUAACAACAACAACAACAACAACAAAGAAGUGCCACCGGUUUGGGAAUUUAAACAUCUGAGUGGAAGAUUCAAACGUGGAGAUGAAACCUCAUUGGUAUACAUCAAGAGAAGAUCAAGCUCUAACCAUACUUCGGGAAGUACAAUCUAUGCCGAACCUAUUUAUAAUCCGUUAUUAACUAAUCCCUAUAAUCAACCACAAUUCAUGUAUCAGGAUUAUUCUAUGGGACCUCCAGUUGAAGUUCAACAAUUCUACAAUUACCAAAAUCAACCACUCAUGUAUUAUCAACAACCACCAGGGCAAGUACCGCCACCGCCACCGCCAUCACUACCUCCACACCAACAACCAGAAAUGGCUCUCCAAUAUCACCAGUAUAACAACUAUCAACAACCGCCGCCAGCACCACCAGCACCACCACCACAGCCCGGGAAUGUGUUAUUUGGUUAUCAACAAGUAGCCCCACCUCAACAACCUGGGUCUACUGUCCAACAAAUACCCGCUAACGCGCCACCGACCUUAGAUCAAACUCAGCCGUUACUGUAUACCCCUCAAUUAGAGUACCAACAACAGCAGUAUCCUCAACCACCACUACCACCACCACCACCACAACUACAACUACAAACAUCACCUGGAAUUCCAAAAGUUAAUGACAAUUUAUCAAGACCAUCACCAAAUGAACAACAUUUACAAUUUAGAAAAAUUUGGCCUGAUGAAAAUAAUGAAGCCAAUUCAAAGCCAAGAAAUCCGUCUUUGAUGUUUGACCCAUUGUUGAGGGUUAAUUCUGAAGGUUCACCAAAAACACAACCAAAUCACUCGGUAUCAUUAUUAAAUAAUGAGGUUCGUCUGGAAUCAUCUACAUCAUCUAGCUCAACAACAGUAACAUCGACUGCAUUACCACCACCUUCAGCUAUUGAUCGUUCAGUGUCAUUAGUUGGUGGUAGUCCGUUUGAUUUGUCAUCAAGAAUGAACAAUCAACAACUGUUUAAUCGAACACCUUCAAUAUCAACACCACCUACACAGAAUGGAAGACUACCCAAAAUAUCUUCACCAUUGAUACCUUCUAACACAGAAUCUCAAUCUCCAACAAUGGUAACUGGUACUGAUAAUGAUGUUGGUGUUACUUCUAAAGGUUCUACAAGUAUUAUUUCGGUAUCUAAAAAACCAUCAGUGUUUUCAAAUUCGUUACAGGAGCGAUUACGGCCAUCAAUGUUUGAAUAUCAUCCAAUUGGUAAUAAUUUAUCAAAAGAUGUCCUUACAAUACCUAAAAUAAGCACAAAUUCAAAUUCUGGAUCAAGAACAACUUCUCAAUCAUCAAUGUCAUCAGCAUCAGCUUUAUCUUCCAAGAAAUCAUCAUUAUCAUCAAUUUCUUCUACUCAUGGUAAUUUAUCAAUAUUGAAUUCAACCAACUAUCGUAGUACUAGUGUUGGUGGUAGUGGUAGUGGUCCAUUUUCUACAUCUACAUCUACAAGUACAACGUCGCCAACAUUAUCUUCACUUCUACAUCAUCCUCAACAUGAACCUCAAAAUUCUACUAUUGCUAAUGGUACAAGCAUUCGUUCACUGAUUUCAUCAUCUCAAUCAAUUUCAAGUCCACCAUUGACAACAACAACAACAACAACUACCACAGAUCAACGACAAUUGUCAAAUUCGCCAAUUUCUCGGCAACAACAACAACAACCGAAUAAUAAUACCAAUAAAAAAGUAUCGGUGACGUCAUUAUUGUUACCUAGUCAUAGUCAAAGUCAAGGUUAUGCACAACCGUUAUAUAAAUCGUCAGUUAUUGCCGAAGAAGAGAAUAGUACCACUAGUAGUGGUGGGGGAUAUAGGUCUAAGAGUGAUGAUGAUACUGAUAAUAUGAAUAAAUGA
Molecule: messenger RNA, 2145 nt
Organism: Candida albicans SC5314
Lineage: Eukaryota; Fungi; Ascomycota; Pichiomycetes; Serinales; Debaryomycetaceae
Gene: SFL2
Product: Sfl2p
Exons: 1
Coding region: 1-2145 (714 amino acids)
Biological process (GO): regulation of DNA-templated transcription
Molecular function (GO): sequence-specific DNA binding; DNA-binding transcription factor activity
Source: RefSeq, a predicted model, not a curated record